UUAUUUUGAUGGCAACUUGCUUAUUUUGAUUUUGUUUGUUUGCUCUUUCCUGGCACACCUUCAACUAUACCUUUACUUUUACCACUAUUUCCUUCAUAUUUUCUUCUACCUCUCCAUCAAACAAAUUAUUCCUGAUUCCUCCAUCUGGCAUAUGCAGCCAAAGGACGCACCAACAUAGAACUUCGCGAGCAGUUCAUCCUAGCAGAUGGCGUGUCUCAAACGAUGACUGCCUUCAAACCUAAAACAUCAGCUUCAAGUCCUGGCUCAGGUUCUGCAAGCAGCUCACUACGCACGCCUGCUGCUGGGCCUAUCACUAAGGUACGAGAAAGAUCUGCGAGAUCAGUACCAAUGAGCUCCAGUGGAGCACCUCGACAUUCCAAAACAUCAUUAUCAGGAGGCACCCCAGAAUCACUAUCAGAUACAGAAGGACCCUCCACAAAAACACCAAGGAAAUUUUCGUACAGAUCUCCCUAUGCCUAUACUCCCAGUGGUUCAAGACCAAGUUCUCGUCCAAGUUCCAGAUCUGGUAGCAGACCAGGAAGUAAACCGCCUUCCAGGCAUGGUUCAAACUUGUCCUUGGAUAGCACCGGUAAGAUCCCAUAACAAAUUUAUUGUUUUAUUACGG
Molecule: messenger RNA, 625 nt
Organism: Agrilus planipennis (emerald ash borer)
Lineage: Eukaryota; Metazoa; Arthropoda; Insecta; Coleoptera; Buprestidae
Product: putative protein TPRXL
Exons: 2
Coding region: 223-603 (126 amino acids)
Source: RefSeq, a predicted model, not a curated record